Messenger RNA from Neolamprologus brichardi, 3648 nucleotides. The record is from RefSeq and is a predicted model, not a curated record. Lineage: Eukaryota; Metazoa; Chordata; Actinopteri; Cichliformes; Cichlidae.
AUGACUCUCCUCCGGGACCCCCCAGCCCAAGGCAAGUACACCGCCCUGAAGGCGCUGCUGCUGCGGCGUUACUCCCUCUCUGAUGCUGAGCGGGCCGAGAAACUCCUUUCCCUCGCGGGCCUGGGCGACGGCACCGCUCUCGAGCUCAUGGAGAGCAUGCUGUCCUUGCUGGGCGCGGAUGACGGAGGAUUUCUCUUCACCCACCUCUUUCUCCGACAGCUGCCAGCUCCAGUGCGCGCUGGCCUUGCCAACUCCCCGCUAUUGGCCACGAAGGAUUACCGCUCCCUUGCGGAAGAGGCAGAUCGCAUUCUCCUGGCUACCAGGAGUUUCAGCGUCCAGGCGAUUGUUCAGGACUCACCAGCGUUUUCCCCCGCCCCCUCACCGAUGCUCCAGGGGCCCUCCGACUCGUCCACGGUAGCCGGAAUCGCUGCACGGCGGCACCUUUCCAGACCCAGGGAAAUGGGCAUGUCAGCGCUCUGUAGCAACAAGGAAAGGCUGCUUUUCUUAGAGGACUCACGCUCGGGGAGGCGUUUCCUGGUGGACUCCGGCACACAGAAGAGCCUUCUUCCCCCGGCUGGCUCGGACAGGCUAGCUGAGGGCUGCGGGCCAUUGCUAACAGCGGCUAAUGGCUCUUCCAUCAAAACCUUCGGGGAAAGGUUGGUGACUGUUUGCUUUUAUGACCGUGACUUUCAGUGGAACUUUGUUGUUGCUGCUAGCUCUGUGCCUAUAAUAGGCGCUGAUUUUCUUUGUGCUCACGGACUGCUGGUUGAUGUUGCUAACAGACGUUUAAUUGAUGCUGUGUCAUUUUCCUCAUUGCCCUGUUUGACUCGGGGUGCUCAGCCCGUCGUGCAUGCUAACUCAGUAGAUUCGGGUGACGUUUUUCAGUGUUUGCUUUCUGAGUUUCCCUCACUCACUGUCCCCACUUUCUCGAGCACGGUGACGAAGCAUGGGGUGAAGCAUUACAUAACUACAGUAGGGCCCCCGGUGUUCGCGCGCGCGCGCCGCCUCGACCCUGCCAAACUGGCUGUCGCUCGGGAAGAAUUUGCCACCAUGGAGCGUCUGGGCAUCGUGCAGCGUUCGAAUAGUGCCUGGGCUUCCCCGUUACACAUGGUGCCUAAAUCUGAUGGUCGGUGGCGACCUUGUGGGGAUUUCCGCCGUCUUAAUAAUGUCACGGAGAACGAUCAUUAUCCCAUUCCCCACAUCCAAGAUUUUUCCGCCCACCUUGCGGGGACCUCGGUUUUUUCGAAAAUCGAUUUGGUACGGGGAUAUCACCAGGUUCCCGUGCGCGCAGAGGAUGUCCCCAAAACCGCUGUAAUUACACCUUUCGGCCUUUUCGAGUUUCUGCGCACCUUCCAGCGGUUGAUGGACUCGGUCUUGCGCGGGCUGCCCUUUGUUUUUGUAUAUCUUGAUGAUAUACUGGUGGCCAGCAGCUCGAAGGAGCAGCACAUGUUCCGUCUGCGUCAGAUUUUUUCCGCCGAGGGCGCGGUUCCGUUGCCUGACAAAGUCCGAGCUGUUUCGGAAUUUCCGCGUCCCACGAAUGUUAAGGCACUGCAGGAAUAUUUGGGGAUGGUGAAUUUUUACAACCGUUUUCUCCCCAGAGUGGCACAUCUGCUGAAGCCCCUUUAUGGGGCGUUAAAAGGUAAGAAAGCUAAUGACUCCGUUGACUGGUUUCCGGAAAGCAUCCAAGCGUUUUCUGAUGCUAAGUCUGCGUUAGCUAAUGCUGCCCUUCUGGCCCACCCAUCCCCCUCAGCGCCGAUUGCGUUGACCACCGAUGCGUCGGACAUAGCGGUGGGUGCGGUGCUGGAACAGCGAAUCUCGGGUGUCUGGCAACCCCUCGCCUUUUUCAGCCGUACGCUGUGUGACAGCGAACGCAAUUACAGCGUUUUUGACAGGGAGCUACUGGCGCUCCACCUGGCGACUCGUCAUUUCCGUUUUUUUCUCGAGGGUCGUCACUUUACCGCAUACGUGGAUCACAAACCCUUGACCUUUGCCAUGUCCAAGGUUUCUGAUCCAUGGAGUGCACGCCAGCAGCGCCAGUUGGCAGCAAUUUCUGAGUUUACCACGGACAUUCGCACGUGGCUGGUAAAUCCAAUCAUGUGGCUGACUGUUUGUCCCGACUACUCCGCCAUGGCUGCCGAUCAGAGCGGUGACCCAGACAUCCUCGCGCUUAAAUCCACCCAGACGGGCCUCAUACUGGAGGACAGACCCAUGCAGGACGGUGGUCCCCUGCUCGUCUGUGACGUUUCCACCGGCCGCCCUCGCCCAGUGGUUCCCGUUUCCUGGCGUCGUCGAGUUUUUGACUCGGUACAUGCUCUCUCUCAUCCGGGGGUCCGGGCUGCUGUUAAACUGGUCAGCUCUAAAUUUGUUUGGCCAGGCCUUCGCAAAUCUGUUAAGGAAUGGGCGUCGGCGUGCAUUCCCUGCCAGCGUGCGAAGGUUCAUAAACACACCAAGGCGCCCCUGGAGCAGUUCUUCAUACCCGGCAAACGUUUCGAUCAUGUGCAUGUCGAUCUGGUGGGUCCUCUGCCGCAGUCAAAAGGUUUUACGCACCUUUUGACUGUUGUUGACCGCACCACCAGGUGGCUGGAGGCGGUCCCCCUGGCGUCCACUAUCGCAGCAGUGGUGGCCAAGGCGUUUUUGUCGACCUGGGUCUCGCGUUUCAGCCCACCCGCGGACAUUACGUCAGACAGAGGCCCCCAGUUCAUUUCCGAGCUUUGGUCAGCCAUGGCUGAUGGACUGGGGGCUAAAGUCCACCGCACAACCGCAUACAACCCGCAGGCUAAUGGGACGUGUGAACGGUUCCACCGGUCGCUUAAGGCUGCUUUUCGCGCCUCCUUAAAGGAUGGCGUUUCACACGAACGAAUCGCCUCAGCAUUUGACAGCAUAGUUGAGGAGUAUGGCAUUGGCCAUAAAAUAAGCUACAUUCUGACGGAUAAUGCAUCCAAUAUGAAGCGGGUCUUUAAAGUCAGGAUGCCAGAAGUAGAGCACCCUGAAGGUGACAGCAGUGAUGACCUCGAUGAUGAAACAAUGUGGGAGGAUGCAGAAGAUUCUGAUCCAUGGUCAACGGGUGAACGUCUUUCUUGCUUCGCCCACUCGCUGCAACUUGUAAUCAGUGAUGGGAUAAAAGAGGUAAAGGCAAUAGCUAGUGCCAUUGCCAAAGCCAGCAAGUUUACAAACCUGCUGCACAGCAGUAGUAACCACAAAGACUUGUUUGGGGCACACUUUGGCUCCAAUAAGUCCAUCCCAGCAGCAAACAACACCCGCUGGAAUAGCACCUACAGACAGUUAAAGGCUCUGAUCACACUUGACCACAGGGCCAUCACUGAAAUGUGCAGCGAUACAGAGAAUUUAGUGUUUUCAGCCCGAGAGUGGGCUCAGCUGAAAGACCUUUGUGCUUUGCUUGAGCCUUUUUCUGAAGCAACAAGACUUACAAAAGGUGAUCAUCAGGUGACUAUUAGCAUGGUGGUCCCCACUGUUCUGGACUUGAAGAAUCAUCUUAUAAAGAUGGAAGUACAAAUGCCCCAGGUCGUAAGUAUAGUCAGGGCACUGAAAAGAUCCUUAGAGAAACGGUUCUCUGGAAUUUUCAGGCAGAUUUGCAUGGACGAAAAGGAUCCAGAAGAGCCGUUUAGCCAUCAGAUCUACCAUGCUUGA